Messenger RNA from Arachis stenosperma, 2184 nucleotides. Its product is annotated as protein FAR1-RELATED SEQUENCE 5-like. Gene Ontology annotation, molecular function: zinc ion binding. The coding region runs from base 1 to 2184 and encodes 727 amino acids. The record is from RefSeq and is a predicted model, not a curated record. The transcript is spliced from 6 exons. Lineage: Eukaryota; Viridiplantae; Streptophyta; Magnoliopsida; Fabales; Fabaceae.
AUGGAUGUUGAUUCGGAGCCACUCAAUUCACAAGAGAACGUUGAAGAUUGCUUGAUGACCGGUGUGGAAGAGAAUACAUUUGAAACAUCAGAUGCAGCUUAUAACUUGUAUGUGCGUUACGCAAGGUGUGUCGGGUUCGGAGUUCGCAAGGGUGAUAUAGCACGUGGAAAAGAUGGAACACAACGCAGAAGGCGAUUUUUUUGCAACAAGGAAGGAAAGAGAGCCGAUAAAUACAUCUCUAAUUUGAACAGGAAAAGGGAGCAUAAAGCACUGACUCGUACGGGUUGUGAAGCCAUGCUUGCGGUGUACUUUGACACUCAAACUUCAGCUUGGAGAGUUAAAAAAUUAGUUGAGAAGCACAACCACGAUCUUGUCCCCCAAUGCUUGGUACACUUAAUUCCAAACCACCGUGGGAUGAAUGAGGCUCAAAAAGCUAAGGCAAACACCAUGCACGAUAAUAGUCUUCCAAGCUCUAAGAUAAUGGGACUAAUGGUAGGCCAAGCUGGGGGUUAUGCUAAUGUCGGGUUCACAAAGAAGGAUCUGAAUAACCACAUUGAAAGAACUCGUCAUGCAAAGCUCAUUGGUGGGGAUUCUAAUGCAACAAUUAGCUAUCUACUUGGAAAAGCCGAUGUUGACCCCAUGGCCAUUGCAAGGUACAGUGCUACUGAUGAAAGUCGGCUGGCGAAUCUAUUUUGGGCAGAUGGCAUUUGUAGGGCAGAUUAUCAGUGCUUUGGAGAUGUGCUUGCAUUUGAUACAACCUAUCGGAAAAAUAAGUACAGAAGACCGUUGGUUAUCUUCUCGGGUUGUAACCAUCACCGUCAAACAUGCAUAUUUGGCUUUGCCUUGAUAGAGAACGAACAAACAGCAACAUAUAUGUGGUUGUUGCAAAACUUCUUAGAUGUCAUGCUGAACAAGUCUCCUAGUGUUGUGGUCACAGAUGGUGAUGAGGCAAUGAAGGCAGCAAUUCAAGAAAUCUUUCCAAAUGCAACUCACCGAUUAUGUGGUUGGCACAUUCAGAGAAAUGUAACAGCAAACAUAAAAAGCAAAGGUUUUUCUGACGACUUCAGAAGAUGUUUGUAUGCUCCAUGGCAUCCGAAUGAAUUUGAAGGAUAUUGGGAGAAUAUGAUAAAAAAAUAUGGGUUGGAGGAAAAUGAAUGGGUACUAGAUGAGUAUCAAAAGAGGAAAAGCUGGGCAAGCGCCUACUUGCGAGAUAAAUUCUGUGCUGGAUUUAGAACAACAUCAAGGUGUGAAGGGAUAAACAACUUCAUCAAGAGGUUUAUUGGCAUUCGUCAAAGUUUUUUAGAGCUAGUCCAGAAUCUUGAACAUGCUCUCAGGGAUUAUAGACAUAAUGAAUUAGUUUCUCAAUUUAAGACGGUGUGCGGAGAGCCUGUGUUAACAACUCGCUUAGCUGCAUUGGAGCUUUGUGCUGCAAAUUUUUACACACAGGAGAUGUUUAGCAAAGUAAAAAUAGAGAUUGAAGGAGUGGCUGCAUUAGAUGUUAUAGAUGAGGAAAAUAUAUCAACUACUGUUGUUUUAAAAGUUAAGGAGUAUGACAGAGGGCAACAUAUAUACACCGUACUUUAUGAGCGCAACACCGAGAAUAUGGAGUGUGAAUGUAGUAGGUGGAGUAGUGAAGGCAUUCCCUGUAGCCACAUGUUUUGUGCCAUGAAAAGGCUAGGUUUACAGAAGUUGCCAGAAAGUCUUCUUUUGAGAAGAUGGUCCAAGGAUGCCAAAAAGUAUCCGGAUGAAAGUUCAGCUAGAAGCACUGUGGAAGAUGGAGAAAGAGAUUUUUUAAUGCGCUAUGGCGCAUUGUCAGUGGCAGCUACGUGGAUGAAGAAUUGUCCUGUGAAGAAUGAGGGUGACAAUUUGGGUGAUAAGAUUAGUGGUGGCACACAGGCUAGCUUUGGUGCAGAAGAGGAGCUUCCCAAAGACCCUGUGGCUUCUCAAGGGACGCAAGCUAGCUUCGGUAUAAAAGAGGAGCUUCUCAAGGACCCUAUGACUUCUCAAGAUACAUUAGCAAUGCCAAAUACAGAAGUAAAUGCAUCUGUGCAGUUAGGAUUUGGGCUAGGUGACUCAGAAUUGAUUAAUAGACAUGGGGCUCCCAUCCCACCAUAUGGAAGUAAUCAGUGGCUAUUACAGGUUGUACAACAAGGACAAUAUCCGAAGUUCAAUGGGAUGCAGUAG